AGAGUUGAUUUCCACGUCUCCCGUUAGUAGGAGGCGCGGUGAAUCGUCUUCUUCCCUCUCCCUUCAUUCCUCUCUCCCUCUCUCUCUCUCUCUCUCUCUCUCUCUUUCUCUCUCAAUGGAUCCUUCACGAGCCCGCUCUCACUCUCUUGGCCAAUCGGAAAUCAAUUGGGACAGGCUUGAUAAAACUAAAUUUUAUGUGGUAGGGGCAGGCCUCUUUACUGGUAUUACGGUGGCACUGUAUCCUGUCUCUGUUGUGAAAACCCGGCUACAGGUUGCUUCAAAGGAUGCCAUAGAGAGAAAUGCUUUAUCAGUUGUGAGAAAUAUUUUGAAAACUGAAGGCAUUCCUGGCCUCUAUAGGGGCUUUGGCAUCGUUAUCACAGGUGCCAUUCCUGCCAGGAUCAUAUUCCUUACGUCUUUGGAGACGACCAAGGCAGCUACUCUGAAGCUGACUGAGCAAUUUAAUCUUUCUGAACCAACACAAGCAGCUAUUGCUAAUGGAGUUGCUGGUUUGACGUCAUCUCUUCUUUCCCAGGCAGUUUUUGUUCCCCUUGAUGUGAUAAGUCAAAAGUUAAUGGUGCAAGGGUAUUCUGGUAACAUGAGAUAUAGUGGUGGAUUAGAUGUUGCUCGCCGGAUCUUGAAAUCUGAUGGAUUUAGAGGGUUAUACAGGGGUUUUGGUUUGUCAAUUAUGACUUAUUCCCCUUCCAGUGCAGUAUGGUGGGCCAGUUAUGGUUCAAGCCAGCGCUAUAUUUGGAGGCUCUUAGGUUAUACUGCUGAUAACAAGGAGCUAGCUCCUAAACAGUGGGAGAUAGUUCUAGUUCAAGCAACUGGAGGAAUAAUAGCAGGUGCCACAGCUUCUUUUGUCACAACACCUUUGGAUACUAUUAAAACUCGAAGACAGGUAAUGGAAGUUGAAAAGAGAGAAACAACCAGACAAGCUAUUAGAAAAUUGAUUGCUGAAGAUGGAUGGAAAGGCCUUUACAGAGGUUUGGGUCCAAGGUUUAUUAGCAUGUCAGCUUGGGGGACCUCAAUGAUAUUAGCUUAUGAAUAUCUCAAGCGCUUGUGUGCAAAGGACUAAGUUUAGUCUGCUUUCGACUGUUGAUCCUGCAGUUUUUUCCUUCCGGGUCACAACUAUCUUCUUUGCCCUGAAGUUUGUUAACAUACUUCUGGAGAUCUAACAAAUUUUGAUGAUACAUGCCUUAAAACUUCAUUGGACGGCUGGGGAGAGAAAAAGGAUGGUAAAAGAGAUGUUAUAAUGGUGCUUCUUCCAGUCUUCUGGAAAUUUAACAGUUUCCGUCAACUGGGCUGCAAAUUGUAGCACUUGUAAUUGCAAAAUAUGUGGUAAAUUCAUUUCUUUGUGCCUUUUUUUCCCAUUGGGAGAGAUUGGUCACAAGGUCCUCAUUGAUUCUGUACUAAACCUGACUCAGCGAAUGGUGAUAUAGUGAAUACAAGUCUCUGGUUUCUUUCUUUUUUUCAAUCAAGAGAAAUGUUAUUUUUCUUUUUUUCAAUCAAGAGAAAUGUUAUUUUCUUCUCUUUUCA
Nymphaea colorata (pocket water lily) is the source of this 1536-nucleotide messenger RNA. RefSeq lists its product as uncharacterized. Gene Ontology annotation, biological process: transmembrane transport. Bases 116 to 1075 code for a protein of 319 amino acids. The transcript has 6 exons. The record is from RefSeq and is a predicted model, not a curated record. Lineage: Eukaryota; Viridiplantae; Streptophyta; Magnoliopsida; Nymphaeales; Nymphaeaceae.